Molecule: messenger RNA, 1301 nt
Organism: Bactrocera neohumeralis
Lineage: Eukaryota; Metazoa; Arthropoda; Insecta; Diptera; Tephritidae
Gene: Spt3
Product: transcription initiation protein SPT3 homolog
Exons: 1
Coding region: 91-1185 (364 amino acids)
Biological process (GO): transcription by RNA polymerase II
Molecular function (GO): protein heterodimerization activity; transcription coactivator activity
Source: RefSeq, a predicted model, not a curated record
CCAACAUUUCACAAAAGUUUCGCACAGUUUCGCAUUAAGUGUAAACAAAUUUAUUUAUUUAUCAGAAGUAGUUUAUAGUGAAAUACAAAAAUGAAUUACAACAACAAAAGGCCGGCACGUCAAAACUCAACAAGCUUCAGUGCAGCUUCCGCCAGCACCAAUUCAGAUGGCAGUGGAACUACAACACCAACUUUACUUUUGCAACAGCAGCCACAGACUAUCGCCUCUCCACAUGCAUUGCAGCAUCAGCUCUCCAAUAGCAGCACCAGCAGCGCAGCUGGCAUAGCAAGUGGACUUGCAGCUGGCACUGCAGCUGAUGAUGCGCCCGUCACAUUGCUGCCUGAAAUUUCGGAUAUUAUGCGUAGCUUUGGAGACAGCGAUCAGCCACGCAUGGAAAGUGUCAAAUUGGUUGAACAUAUACUCCAACAACAACUGCGUGGCAUGUUCAACGAGGCAUCGUUGGUGGCUAUGCGUCGCAAGAACAGUCCAUGUCCAACGCAAGCGGAUUUUGAAUUUUUAAUGCGUAAUCAUCCAGUGAAAAUAGCUCGUAUGCGCAAGCAUUUAAAGGAUAUGAAGAUAUUAAAGCGCUUUUUGAGCAUACGCACUGGGCGACCACAAGAUUUUAUGGAUGACACAGAGCAACAGGAAUCUGAGGAUGAGCUCGCCAUAGAGGUUCCAGAAUUGUACGAUGAAGAGCGCACACGUAGACUCUUUCGUGCCGACCGCAUUUCGCAGAUACUAACCGGUCAACAAUAUUUAGAAUUCAAUGAAGCGCGGAAGACGUCAUUCUAUUGUCGUCAUGGUGAAAAGAUUAAAAAUAAAUUUCGUCGUUUUCUCGAUUUGCCACCAGAUCUACGCAUACCAACAACCACAAUGAAUAUUUUGGCCUAUUUUGCUCACGAAACCAUCGCAGUGAUUGUAGACUAUGCUAUAUUGACGCGCUUAAAUUCGGAGAAUCGUGUAACGGAACCGUACAGUCGCAUUACGUCGACAGGUGCUUCGCCGGCAAUGUUGCACAUUUGCCCCGAAGUCACACAGGGUCGAGGCAUGGAGGUGGUGCGACCCAUUAGUGUGCAGGAGAUACACGAAGGCAUGCGACGAUUUCGACAGAUGACCAGCAAAAAAAUCGGUUUCUAUCGUAGCUCAUGUGAUGCCGAUUUUCGUCGCUCUUUUCUCGCCAUAUAAACACGUCAAAUAAUUGAUAAGCGGAAACACCAGUUAAUGUUGGUUUAAAUAGUUAAUAACUAUAUUUCUAAAAUUAAGACUGCUGACAUAAAUAAACAGUAGUUAUAUACCUAAAA